Molecule: messenger RNA, 874 nt
Organism: Helianthus annuus (common sunflower)
Lineage: Eukaryota; Viridiplantae; Streptophyta; Magnoliopsida; Asterales; Asteraceae
Product: 40S ribosomal protein S7
Exons: 6
Coding region: 156-731 (191 amino acids)
Biological process (GO): translation; rRNA processing; ribosomal small subunit biogenesis
Cellular component (GO): ribosome; cytosolic small ribosomal subunit; 90S preribosome
Molecular function (GO): structural constituent of ribosome
Source: RefSeq, a predicted model, not a curated record
AGCCCAAUUGUAUAAAACCCUAAAAUUAAUAUUAUUAGGGCAUAUACAAACCCCUCUGCAGUACUCCAACAACGACAGCAGCAGCCGCCUUUUUCUCCCGAACUCAACUCCAAGCUGGUUAGGGUUUCCCUACCCUUCGAUUCAGCGUUUUCAAGAUGUAUUCUUCAUCGAAGAAGAUCCAAAAGGACAAGGAUGUUGAACCCACCGAGUUCGAGCAGAGUGUUGCUCAGGCAUUGUUUGACUUGGAGAACACACACCAAGAGCUCAAGAGUGAGUUGAAGGAUUUGUACAUCAACUCUGCAAAUCAAAUUGAUGUCUCCGGAAACCGAAAGGCUGUUGUUGUUCACGUUCCAUAUAGGUUGAGGAAAUCAUUUCGCAAGAUUCACACUAAGCUUGUUAGAGAGCUUGAGAAGAAGUUCAGCGGCAAGGAUGUGGUCUUCAUUGCCACUAGACGCAUUGUUAGGCCUCCAAAGAAAGGCUCGGCAGUCCAGAGACCUCGUUCCCGCACCCUUACAUCCGUGCAUGAAGCCAUGCUGGAAGAUGUGGUGCACCCUGCUGAGAUUGUGGGGAAACGUGUCCGAUACAGACUCGAUGGUUCCAAAAUCAUGAAGGUUUACUUGGACCCAAAGGCUCGUAAUGACACCGAGUACAAGCUAGAGACAUUCAGUGGAGUGUACAGGAAGCUUUCCGGUAAAGAUGUAGUCUUUGAGUACCCUAUGAACGAAGCAUGAGCACGCUAUGGUUUUGAAUUGGUUGCCUCAUAUUUUAUGUUAAUUGACAAGUGUUGUUUUAGGUUUCUGAAUUUUUGACUUGUGCUAUAGUAUUAUUCUUGUCUCCUGGAAGUUCUUUUUACGUUUGCUGAUUGUUCAAAGCG